CACACCUCCUUCCUGGCUAGGCCCCCCAGGAUGCCAUGGCGCAGUCUCCCCGGCUGAGCCGCUCUAGUGCGCCCUCCCUUUGGGACCCAGCUUCCCCUGCUCCCACCUCAGGCACCAGGCCUCGGCUGUGGGAGGGUCAAGAUGUACUGGCCAGAUGGACAGAUGGGCUGCUCUACUUGGGCACCAUCAAGAAGGUGGACAGCACUCGGGAGGUGUGUCUGGUCCAGUUUGAGGAUGACUCCCAGUUUCUGGUUCUAUGGAAAGACAUUAGCCCUGCUGCCCUGCCCGGAGAGGAACUCAUCUGCUGCGUCUGUCGAUCUGAAGCAGUGGCCCCUGGGAACCGGCUGGUCAGCUGUGAGAAGUGUCGCCACGCUUAUCACCAGGACUGCCAUGUUCCCAGGGCCCCAGCCCCUGGUGAGGGAGAUGGCACCUCCUGGGUGUGCCGCCAGUGCAUCUUUGCAAUCGCCACCAAGAGAGGAGGUGCACUGAAGAAGGGCCCCUAUGCCAGGGCCAUGCUGGGCAUGAAGCUGUCACUGCCCUAUGGACUCAAAGGGCUGGACUGGGAUGCCGGGCACCUGAGCAACCGACAGCAGAGCUACUGCUACUGCGGUGGCCCUGGGGAGUGGAACCUGAAGAUGCUGCAGUGUCAGAGCUGCCUGCAAUGGUUCCACGAGGCCUGCACCCAGUGUCUGAGCAAGCCCCUCCUCUAUGGGGACAGGUUCUAUGAAUUUGAAUGCUGCGUGUGCCGGGGGGGCCCUGAGAAAGUUCGAAGGCUACAACUCCGCUGGGUUGACGUGGCCCAUCUUGUCCUCUACCACCUGAGCGUCUGCUGUAAGAAGAAAUACUUUGAUUUUGACCGCGAGAUCCUCCCCUUCACCUUUGAGAACUGGGACAGUUUGCUCCUGGGGGAGCUUUCAGACACUCCCAAGGGAGAGCGUUCUUCUAAGCUUCUCUCUGCUCUUAACAGUCACAAGGAUCGUUUCAUUUCAGGACGAGAGAUCAAAAAGAGAAAAUGUUUAUUUGGCCUCCAUGCUCGCAUCCCUCCUCCUGUGGAGUCCCCUCCUGGAGAUGGAGCGCCAACCAGCUUCCCUUCAGGGCAGGGCCCUGGGGGAGGGGUCUCACGUCCCCUGGGGAAGCGUCGGAGGCUGGAGCCGGAGCCGGAGCCAGAGCUGGAGCCGGAGCCAGAGCCCCCAAGAAAGAGACCGAAGGGGAAAGUGGAGGAGCUGGGGCCACCCUCAGCAGUGCGCCAGCAGCCCGAGAUGGAGAUCCUAGAGCAGAGAGAGCGGGCUCGUAUGCAGAGGGCACUGCAGGCCUCUGUGUCUCCACCACCCUCCAGCCCUAACCAGAGUUACCAGGGCAGCAGCGGCUACAACUUCCGGCCCACAGAUGCCCGCUGCCUGCCCAGCAGCCCUAUCCGGAUGUUCGCCUCCUUCCACCCUUCUGCCAGCACUGCAGGGACCUCUGGGGAGGGUGAACCCCCAGACAGGUCACCCCUGGAACUUCACAUUGGUUUCCCCACAGACAUCCCUCAAAGUGCCCCCCACUCGAUGACUGCCUCAUCUUCCUCAGCCCCAAUCCUGCCCCCAGGUCCUCCUAGCCACUCAGCGCCUCCUUCAACCCUGUGCCGUGGCUUGUCUCCUGGGACUGGGGGAGGGGGCCGCGGUGGAGUUGGCUACCUGUCCCGAGGGGACCCUGUACGGAUACUUGCUCGGCGGAUACUGCCUGAUGGCUCCGUGCAGUACCUGGUGGAGUGGGGCGGAGGAGGCAUUUUCUGAACAGUCCCGCUUCCGCCUACUUCCCUGCUUAUUACACGGCGGCACUUUGACACCCUGACCUCUCACCUCACCUACAGCUGGGAUGUACCUGGGGAGAUGGGGGGGAGGUCGUCCUCCCGACUAUCCAGGCUGGAAUCGGGAUUGGGGCGGGGAAGAGACUGUCUCUUCUCUGCCCCCUUCAGGAUUCCUCACCACCCCCACAUCUUCCCCUUUCCUUCUAUGUUACUUUGUUAUAGCUUUUUAAAUAUUUUUUAAAAUUAUUUAACCCCUGGGUGCAAAGACUUGAAGAGGGGAAGGGGAUGAGAUGAGCUUCUGGACUCUAUCAUGGUUGAAAUAAAGAGACAAUAACAAACCAA
Messenger RNA from Ochotona princeps (American pika), 2131 nucleotides. RefSeq names its product PHD finger protein 1 (gene PHF1). Gene Ontology annotation, molecular function: chromatin binding; DNA binding. Gene Ontology annotation, biological process: chromatin organization; regulation of DNA-templated transcription. Lineage: Eukaryota; Metazoa; Chordata; Mammalia; Lagomorpha; Ochotonidae. The record is from RefSeq and is a predicted model, not a curated record. Gene Ontology annotation, cellular component: nucleus.